Molecule: messenger RNA, 2851 nt
Organism: Coffea eugenioides
Lineage: Eukaryota; Viridiplantae; Streptophyta; Magnoliopsida; Gentianales; Rubiaceae
Product: exocyst complex component EXO70E2
Exons: 1
Coding region: 668-2653 (661 amino acids)
Biological process (GO): exocytosis
Cellular component (GO): exocyst
Molecular function (GO): phosphatidylinositol-4,5-bisphosphate binding
Source: RefSeq, a predicted model, not a curated record
UAAUAGUAGUGAGGUGACUUGGAACUUGCCACCCCCAGGAGGACUGGACGCCUGCCAUUAUCCCAAUUUAUCUCUUCAUGUCUCCAACCCCACCAAUCACCAGACUUUUUUUUCUUUACUCCUCCGUUUCUCUCCCUAUUAUCAUUGGCUUCAUACACUACAUUUUUAUUCUGCUACUUUCUACUAGUAUGAUACGAGCACAAUACUAAUUGGAUCUUCUUCUGCUGAUUCAAUCUUCCACUUCCCUUGUAGAUUGCUCCUUAAAAGGUUUGUAUCUCUAGUUUCUUUAGAUUUUUUGCUCUUGGGAGCAGUACGCACUAUGCUUUCUGUAAGGUCCUGCGAAUUCUGCACGCUUUUCUGAUUUUGUUUUCUCUGUCUGAUAUUAGCAGUCAGCAGAUCUUCAUGAUUCUUGACCUUUAGUACUUCUUUUUUGUGGGUUCUGCUUGUUUUUUGUUUUCUCUUCCGCUAUUGACUUUUUCGGUUAUAUUUAUUCGUUGCUUGCUGUUCUUUCUCGAUUUAUAUGCUGAAUUGAGAAUUCAUUAGUUAUGUAUGUGUGAUUGCUUGAGGUCAUUUCAAGAUUCGAUUUUUUUUUUCCCUUGGAAUUAAGAUUUGUUCCGGGGUUUUGGAAGUUGUUAUUGUUGCUGUAGUUGCACUAUUGUUGUAAGUCAUGGGUGAAUGUCGGCCCCCCACCCCAAUCUUGGAAGAAGAAGAAGAAAACUUAAUUGCUGCAGCUCAAAACAUAGUGAAAGCAUUAGAAACCAACAAGAACUUGACUAAUGAUGCCAGGAAAAUCUUGGCUGGUCUUGGCACUCAAUUAUCUUCCAUAGCUAAAGCUUGUGAAGAAAAGGCAGAGAGGGAAGAAGAGGCGGAGGAAAAGGGACUUUCUGAGAUUGAGGAGCAGCUAAAUAGAGUGCAGGAUAAGGUCAUGAGAUGGGAGGCGAAUCAAUCUAUGAUAUGGGAUUGUGGCCCUGACGAAGCUUAUGAAUAUUUGAGGGCUGUUGAUGAAGGUCGUAAGUUGACCGAGAGUUUGGAAAGUUUGAAUCUUGCCAAAGAUAGUGAAGAGGAUGGGUUUCUGCACCGGGCUCAUGAUGUUCUUCAGACUGCAAUGGUUAGGCUUGAGGAGGAGUUCAAGCAUUUGCUUGUCCAGAACAGGCAGCCUUUUGAGCCAGAGCACAUGUCUUUUCGCUCAAGUGAAGAUGAUACCAUAGAUGAUGGCUCCAUUGUCUCCUAUGGGGAUGAGUCGGUGGAGGAUGUGGUGCAGAGAGACAGUAUCAGCAGGGGCUCAGAGGAAUACAUAAUUGAACUGGUUCAUCCAGAUGUGAUUCCUGACCUCAAAUCUAUUGCCAGUUUGAUGUUUGUUUCAAAUUAUGGGAGGGAAUGUUCUCAGGCUUAUGUAAGUGUUCGCAAAGAUGCACUUGAUGAUUGCCUCUUCAUCCUUGAAGUGGAGAAAUUGAGUAUUGAGGAUGUACUGAAGAUGGAGUGGAAUACACUGAACUCAAAGAUCAGGAGGUGGGUUCGUGCUAUGAAGAUUUUUGUGCGUGUUUAUCUUGCCAGUGAAAGAUGGCUUAGUGAUCAGAUUUUUGGGGAGCUUGAAUCAGUCAGUUUGGCAUGCUUUGCUGAGUCAUCAAAAGCUUCAAUUUUGCAGCUCUUGAAUUUUGGUGAAGCAAUAGCUAUUGGUCCCUAUCAACCAGAAAAGUUGAUUCGGAUUCUUGACAUGUAUGAGGUGCUUGCAGAUCUUUUGACAGAUAUUGAUGCUUUGUAUAUGGGUGCCACUGAAUCAUGUGUUAGAACGGAGUGUCAGGACAUUUUAAGGAGAUUGGGAGACUGUGCAAAGGCAACCUUUCUUGAACUCGAGAAUGCUGUUGCAACUAACAUAUCAGCCAAUGCUUUUCCUGGUGGUGGAAUCCACCAUCUCACUAGAUAUGUUAUGAAUUACAUUAGAACUCUUGCAGAUUAUGGCAAGACACUUGAUGUGGUCCUGAAGGACCAUGAGAAGGAAGAUCAAGUUUCCACUUCACCGGACAUGAGCCCAGUUAGUGAAGAGGAUAAUAAUAGCUGUGAAAGCUCUUCUGCUUCCCCAGUGGCUUUACAUUUCCGAUCUCUCCUUUCAAUUCUGGAGUGCAAUCUGGAAGAUAAAUCCAAGUUGUACAGGGAUGAGUCACUGCGGCAUCUUUUCCUCAUGAAUAACAUUCAUUACAUGGCUGAAAAAGCAAAGAGCUCGGAGUUAAGAAAUGUACUAGGCGAUGAAUGGAUUCGCAAGCAUAAUUGGAAAUUCCAGCUGCAUGCUAUGAACUAUGAGAGAGCUACUUGGAGCUCUAUCCUUUCCUUGCUUAGGGAUGAGGGGAUACAAAAUCCUGGUUCGACUUCUAUUUCGAGAACCCUUCUGAAAGAGAGAUUGCAGAGCUUUUAUCUUGCUUUUGAGGAAGUUUACAAGAGCCAAACUGGUUGGUGUAUUCCCGAUAGCCAGCUUCGAGAAGAUCUUCGAAUCUCAACAUCCCUCAAGGUAAUACAGGCUUAUCGGACCUUUGUUGGAAGAAAUAUUAACCAUAUAAGUGAAAAGCACAUUAAAUACAAUGCUGAUGAUUUGGAACAUUAUCUCUUGGACUUCUUCGAAGGCUCUCCAAAAUCUUUGCAUGGCAGCCAUAGGAAAUAGUAAUGAUGGGUGGAGCGGAUUGAUUGAGGGAGUUCAUACACACUGAGUUAGAAUUUUCUUAAUUGUCCAUCUCAACCAUUACAAACUAAAGAUUCCAAUUUUGUAACUUUUGUAUCAGCUUUGUAAUCCAUAAAUGGAAAAUUUUACACUGUAAGCAAGUGUAUUACUUAAUAUAGAUGGGACUUGAAGGUUGUUGUA